AUGACAGACGAAAGCCUCAACGAUAAGCUCGAGAGGCUACUCUCCUUAAUGGAAGCCCAGUUGGAGCUUACCAGGCAAGGGCAAUGCGAAGAGCAUCUACGUUGCGCUUGUCUGAGUGGAGAGGAGACGAUCGAGCCCUCCCACCCAGAGGAUCAAAGGGCUAGGGAAGACAUGAUGGGAGACCCUCCCACACCAUCCCCAGCAUCGUGUCCAAGGCAGGCAGUAUCAUUCAUGGGACCGAGCAAACUGCUGGUCGACAACUAUGACAAGUAUGCCUCACCCACUGGGCCCAGAUACUUCAGGCCCCAUGUGGAGCCAUACAGCCGGCCAAGGGCAGAACCUCAUGGUUUCGACCAAGAGGAUGAUAUGAGCGCUGCCGGAGACCCCAGUCUCUCGCACUCCAAGCCGGUCGCCACCCCAUUCCCCAAGUUUAAUCCUAGAGAUGUUGAGAUUUUCAUCCUUGAGGCUGAGGCAUGGUUCAAAUUCAACCAGGUCUAUGAGCAGGCAAGGAUGAUCAAUCAUAUGGGUGCUCAAUUGGAAGGGAACGCUCGCAAAUGGUGGACUUCCAAGCUUCGCAUCGACAGAGGCCGAGAAGGAAGACUGUUCAAUGAUUGGCACUACUUCACUGAGUGCCUGAUGGAACAGUUCAAUCCUUGGAAUGCCAGAAUGGAGGCCUAUAACAAACUUCUGGCUCUCUGGCUCACGAGCAAUGCACCAGGUGCAGCCACAUGCCACAUCGAACAAUUCAGAGACUUAGAAGGACAAGUCAAUCUAGAUGACAAUGAACUAGUUAUUGACUUGUUUAGGGGAAGUCUCACAUGCAGCCUGCAGGAGAAGUUUGAGCGGAACCCACCUUUAAAGAGCCAUUGGGCCAGAGAUUGCCCAAGCAAGAAGUCAGACGCCUUGGGGCCCCGACCCAUGGGCCCGAAGGUAAUGGUAACCACAGAAACCUCCUUUGAAGAAGGAGACCUGGACCCAGGGGAUAACCAGACAGAUGACCUAGAAACGGUCGACCCCAACAUCCUCGACUUCAGCCAGUAUCAACCAUCAAUGGAGGCUGGCCAGGAAGAGGUCCAAGAGGAUGCUGACGAGGGAAACGGCAGUGGGUUUCAGAUUCCUUUGUUACCCCCUGAAGAAGCUGUACCUGGGGAAUUACACGUGAACUCAGUGAAAUCUGUCAUAAGAAGCAACUUAUUACCGAAUUUGGUGAAAGAUGUUAUAGCUAGCGAGUUAAAACAAGAGCCCGCUAUAGAAGACAGUCUAUCACCAAAUUCAGCCGGAUCAGUGGUAACAUGCCUCUAUGAUGAGAAACCGAAACAUCUGACCAUUCAUGGAAAUGAGUUUGUUUCAGUGGCAAGCCUGAUACAAGCUGCCCUGGAGGAUGGACCCAUUGGGUUCAUGCUCCUGGACCUCCCACCCUCGUUGCUCCCGGCCUUCAGGUUUGUACCCACCGGCACUGACAAGGGCAUAGAAAUGGAAGUAGAGGUUGAUCGGAAGGUAUCAGCAGAAGAUAUACCAGAACCAUAUCGAUGGUUGCAGGAUGUGUUUGAUGAGGUGGAAGCAGAUAAGUUGCCCCACCAUAUGGAGCAUGAUCUCCAUCUGGAACUAAUGGAAGACAGUAGGCCGCCACAGGGCCCACUAUACCUCAAGGGGCCGAAGGAAAUGGCUGAACUAAGGAAGUAUCUCGAUGAGAACCUUGCAAAAGGGUUCAUAUGCCCCUCAAAGAGCCCAGCAAGAUCUCUGGUGCUCUUUGUGCCCAAGAAGGAUGGAGGCCUCAGGCUAUGUGUGGACUACUGUGGCCUGAAUGAAAUCACCCUCAAGAAUCGGGCACCGCUGCCCCUCAUUGAGGAGCAGCUUUUCCUGCUCCAGAAUGCAAAGAUCUACACCAAGUUAGAUCUUAGCACAGAGGGGGAACAUGUCCAACAUGUCACGGAAGUGCUCACUCGAUUAAGAAGCAAUCAACUGUUCGCCAAGCUGUCGAAGUCACACUUCUCUCAAAUUGCCAAACCAUUGACAUCUCUGGUCAAACCUACAGAACGUCUCAAGAAGUUUGAGCUGCCGGAAGAAGCUCAACAGGCUUUCCACAAGCUCAUACAAGCGUUCACAAAGGCAGGAGUGCUUCGGCACUUCAAUUACCACCUGCCAACAAGGUUGGAAACUGAUGCAAGCAACUUCGCCAUCGCUGGUGUGCUCAAACAGGAGCAUGAAGGACAUUGGCACCCUGUGGCUUUCUAUUCCCAGAAGAUGUCAUCUGCAGAAAAGAACUACGAGAUUCACGACAAGGAGCUCCUCACAGUGGUUGCCUGUCUUACUCAGUGGCACCACAUGCUAGCAGGAUUGCCAAGUCAGUUAGUCAUCCUCACAGAUCACGAGGCACUCAAGUACUUCAAGUUGCAAUGCUGCAUCAUGGGACAACAAGCGAGAUGGGCAGUAUUGCUAGCUGAUUUCGACUUCAUGCUACAAUACCGACCAGGAGACAAGGGUGGUGAACCCAAUGCUCUCACCAGACGAGCUGACAUGCAACCAAUCGGUGAGGAGCAAAAGCACAAUGUAUGGCAAUUGUUGCCUCCCCGAGUGUUCAAAAAGGUUGAAAACAACAUCACUAUAGGAAGUGCACUACAGCAAAAUUCAGCAGGAAAUGUAGUAACAAGCAUGGUACUACUUGUCAUGGGCCUGGAUGCUCAAGAAGCAGGAGGGUCAUGGGUUCAUAUGGAAGGAGCACAGGUAUCGAAGAAUCUAGUCGAGAUCAGUAGAGAGCAUGGUCGUAGUGCAGUCUCCAUGGAGACCAUGGACUCCUAUGGACUCACAUGCAAAGGAGGACUGAGCCCAUAUGCAAGGAGGGCUGGGCACAGCCAUGAAGAGGACCAAGCUCAAGGAGCAUGCAGAUGGUUACCACUCAGGGGCUCGAGAGACAAGAGCCAAAGGAACUGUCACUGA
Ustilago hordei is the source of this 2937-nucleotide messenger RNA. RefSeq lists its product as uncharacterized. Lineage: Eukaryota; Fungi; Basidiomycota; Ustilaginomycetes; Ustilaginales; Ustilaginaceae. The record is from RefSeq and is a predicted model, not a curated record. The coding region runs from base 1 to 2937 and encodes 978 amino acids. The transcript has 6 exons.